Spirometra erinaceieuropaei is the source of this 1974-nucleotide messenger RNA. Lineage: Eukaryota; Metazoa; Platyhelminthes; Cestoda; Diphyllobothriidea; Diphyllobothriidae. The record is from the annotation of a GenBank genome assembly.
AUGACGGUCUCAGCCGUGUCGACAGUCAGUGGUGAAACGAAACACAAUCAGGAAAAGACCGAGUCCCGGGGCUUGACUCACGUAAAGUCGGAGCGUGUUAAGCGACCCAUGAAUGCCUUCAUGGUGUGGUCACGCAGUCAGCGACGCCAAAUGGGCCUCGAAAAUCCCAAAAUGCACAACUCAGAGAUCAGCAAACGUCUCGGUUCCAUGUGGAAGGCCCUCUCUGAGGUAGAGAAACAGCCCUUCGUGGAGGAGGCGUGCAAACUCAGGGCUCGUCAUAUGGAGGAUUACCCCGAUUACAAGUACCGUCCCCGUCGGAAGCAGAAGCAGCAACAACAGCAGCAUCAUACUUCUCCCUCUGGCAAGCCCUCAAACACCCGUCCCACGCUACCGAAGGUUACAGUUAAGCCCAUGUUUCCGAAACUGCCCUCAUCCUCAGUCUCGCCACCGGGUAUCAGUGAAGCUGACAUGGAGAUGCCCUCCUUCCCAUCCACGGUCCUCUCGUUUGCCCCUCAGUCCUACAACUAUUACCCCCUAGAAGGACACCCCUUUCCACUCGAUGAGCUACCGCACACAAUGGUGCACUUUUGUCCUUCUCAUCGUUUUUCGCAAUACGACAGUGACCAGUUUAGCCAUCAAGCAAAUGCUGGGGGAGGUGUCAUUAACGGUUGUGGUAGUGGUUCUGAUGGGCUUAACGGCGCCACAGUUGGCGAGGAAGCUGGUAACUUCGAGGUAUUUAAUUCACAUACGGUUGAAGGGACGGCGCUGAACUUUCGAUUUCCUGAAACAGUCUGUCAUAUGCACUCUACGUCGCCCUUCGACUUAGCUACCCAUGCUUCCACAACCUGCUUUGAGGGAAACACUUCAAGUCUCCCCGAGCACCGAGCAUUCCCCCCGAGCAGCGCUCAACUAUCCUAUAUUUCAGCAACUGGAAUGGACUCACUACCCUGUCUCCGCUUUGAUUACGCCUAUUCGGAUUCCUCCCGGCCCAGCACCACCCCGGUUGAUCUGUUUACUUCCGUUGAACCCCCGCACAGCCACACGGCGGACACUACUCUCUAUGAUACGUCAAAGUUCCCACAUGUCAAGAGCAGGCUGGCCGUACAGGACAGUUCUGAACUGCGCUUUGCCCUCGAGAAUCCCACUGCCCUUCUACAUCAGCAGCAGCAGCAGUCUGUCACUGAUUGCGGGACAGCAAACCUCCCAGCUCCCACUUUUCCCGUGAUGCUGGCCGCGGGCAACGGAGAUACGCACCCGGCCUACUGCGACUGGGCCAGUCAGUCGGUUGAUACUACAAGCCCCUUUGAGGCUGCUGUCUCUGUCACGUGUAGCGGCAGUUCUGGAGCAGUGAUGAGCAACGGGUCCUCCUUUCCGAGCUACUAUGGAUUCCCUACGCGGCAGGUUGAGGUAUCAGGGCGAACAGAACACGAUGACUACCUACAACCUGCCCAGGCUCAUAGUGGGUGCGGGAGUAUGCGUCUCGGCUGCCUUAAGGAGGACCAGCUGGCCUUCGAGACCAGCGAAACUCCUGCCCCGACGGCGGAAGCUCCUAUGAGGCCGCCACUUUCCAACGUUUCCCCCACCGGCGUCAUGGAUGAGACGAUGGAGGAACAGCGCUCAGUGAAUUUGGAGGAAGUGGCCUACAAAACGCUAGAAGCUGCAGCUCUCCCCUCUAUGAGUCACAUGGCUUCCAGUCUUCGGCUGGGGUCUCGGACUAAUCAGGACUGUCACCAACACCACCACCACCACCACCACCCACUUCAGCCUCCUCAGAACGAACAGGUUCACUGCCAGAGGUCUAUAUACACCUGCACGCCGACCAACAUUUUUCGUCCCUCGUCCGAACAGGGCAUGUUACUUCAGGCCUUCCUCGCAGACCCCUCUCCGCAUGGCGACAUGUCCUCUGAGGGCGGAACCUUCUGCUACCCUAUGGCUCAGGCCUUCACCCCUGUCGAUACGGGGCUCAUUGUCUGA